Pisolithus orientalis is the source of this 846-nucleotide messenger RNA. RefSeq lists its product as uncharacterized. The transcript has 2 exons. The record is from RefSeq and is a predicted model, not a curated record. Bases 1 to 846 code for a protein of 281 amino acids. NCBI's taxonomy places the organism in Eukaryota, Fungi, Basidiomycota, Agaricomycetes, Boletales, Pisolithaceae.
AUGAGCCCUGGGGAGGACAGUGAAGCUGAGGUGGAGGCCAAGCCCUCAGAUUUAGGGGAAGAAAUUGGUGGGGCUGGUAUGACCCCUAUAGCAACUUCAUCAGGGGCCCAGGAUAUCCUUGACUCUGGGAGGGCCCCAUCUGAAGAUACCCCUCAUGAAUCCAGCCCUGCUUGUCAUGCCAAUGGGGACAGGGUGAAAUAUUUAAAGUCCCUUUGCAUCAUGCCCAGGUACCAGGAACUUGUUGAGCUUGUAGAUGGCUUGCCAGAGACAGAACCUGAUGCUGGACCAGUCAACCUGCCUGUCUGGGCAUCUUUGGCCUGGAGUGCCCAGUAUUUGCCCCAGGAGAUGCAUGGCAAUGGGGAUUCCUUCUGGAAGGCACUGUAUCAAUUGCAAAGUGAAAAGUUUGCAUCCACCCAGAAAGGUCUUACCAUUGUACUGGGAUUUGGUUUGUUGUGGAGGGAGUGCAAAAGAGCACAGGACAUAGAAUCAGAUGACCCUGAAGCUGCUAAUCUGGGCUUUUUGCUAGGCUCAGGUCUUGAUAUCCACAAGGGGGAAGAUGUUAUGGGUGCAGUGGGGCUAGUAGUUGCAGGACUGCAGCAGAAUUCUGGUGGCUCAAGCAGAGGGAUUGGUGCACAGGAAACAACUGGGGUCAGUGCAGGGGAUUCCUGUCCCAUCCAGGGGGGUGGCAUGAAGGAAUCCUGGAAUACAAGAAAGGAUGUGAGGAAAAGAAAAAGGGGAGGCAGUGGGGAUGUUGAUCAGAGGAUGGCAAAGGAGGGUGAAGAGGCAAGCAAGAAAUCAACUAGAGCUCGUCAACCAACCAAGAGAGCUCUGGGUCUUGGUCUAUAA